Molecule: messenger RNA, 1239 nt
Organism: Cutaneotrichosporon cavernicola
Lineage: Eukaryota; Fungi; Basidiomycota; Tremellomycetes; Trichosporonales; Trichosporonaceae
Exons: 3
Coding region: 1-1239 (412 amino acids)
Biological process (GO): fatty acid beta-oxidation; phenylacetate catabolic process
Cellular component (GO): peroxisome
Molecular function (GO): acetyl-CoA C-acyltransferase activity
Source: RefSeq, a predicted model, not a curated record
AUGACUUCCCGCAUCCAGACCGUUUCCGACCACCUCAAGGGUGACAACCGCGCGCGCCUGUUCGCCAAGCACGCUGACGAUGUCGUCAUCACCUGUGCCAAGCGCACUCCCCUCUGCAAGGCCAGGAAGGGCGCGUACAAGGACACGACGUACGAUGAGCUCCUGUACGCGACCAUGGUUGCCGCCAAGAACAACAUUGGCAUCGACCCCGCGAUGGUUGGCGACAUCUGCGUCGGUACCGUGACCACCCCCAACGCUCCCAACACUGCCCGUGUCGCUGCCCUGGCCGCCGGUUUCCCCAACACUGUCCCCUGCCAGACCAUCAACCGCUUCUGCUCCUCGGGUCUUAUGGCCGUCUCCACCAUUGCCAACCAGAUCCGCAACGGCGAGAUUGAGAUCGGUCUCGCUGUCGGCUACGACGACCUGACCCACGACAACGGCAAGUCCUUUGGUUUCUCGGACGAGGUCAUCUCGACCCAGGAGACCAAGGACGCACUCCUGCCCAUGGGCUGGACUGCUGAGAACGUCGCUGGGGACUUUAACAUCUCGCGCGAGCGCAUGGACGACUGGGCGCUCAAGUCGCACAACCGUGCCGAGAAGGCCCAGGCGACGGGUGUCUUUGCUGAUGAGAUUGCCCCCGUCGUCGUUCCCCAGAAGCAGAAGGACGGAUCGAAGAAGUACGUCGAGGUUACGGCCGACGACGGUAUCCGGCCUGGCACGACUGCCGCGUCGCUGGCCAAGGUCCGCGCCGCUUUCCCCCAGUGGGCUCCCGGGCACACCACCGGCGGUAACGCAUCGCAGAUCACAGACGGCGGCGCUUUCGUCCUCCUCAUGACCCGUCGUAAGGCGCAGGAGCUCGGUCUCCCCAUCCUCGCCAAGCACGUUGCUACCGUUGUUGCUGGCCUCGCUCCCCGUAUUAUGGGUAUCGGACCCUCGCUUGCCAUCCCCAAGCUCUAUGAGCGUACCGGUCUCGGCAAGGACGACGUCGACGUGUUUGAGAUUAACGAGGCCUUUGCGUCCAUGAUGGUAUACUGCAUUGACACCCUUGGCCUGGACGGCGACAAGGUCAACGUCAACGGUGGCGCUAUCGCCCUCGGCCACCCCUUCGGAUGCACUGGUGCCCGUCAGGUCGCGACCGGCCUCAACGCUAUCAAGCGGACCGGCGGCCGGGUGCUCGUCACUUCCAUGUGCAUUGGCUCGGGCAUGGGUGCUGCCGCCGCCUUCAUCAACGAGCAGUAA